AUGGACGACGGAUACGGUGGAAAAAUAUCUAAUAUGGAAUAUUCUGGAAAAAGAAGACGAAGAAGAAGAGAUGAAACGACCAUUUUUUUAACAACUAGACAAGGAGAUAAAAUAAAUAUAAGUUUACAAAAUCCGAAAUCGACAAAUUUUAAAAGUAGAAAAACAACAGAUUUCGUCGUUAGAAAAGGAGGUAUUGCGAUAGCUGGACCAGGUGGUGUGGCAACAGCAUAUACUGGAGGUACCGCCAUUGUCGGUCCAUACGGUACAGUUUACAAAACGCCACAAGCGACGGCCAUAUUGGGUCCACAUUCAAAAGUAAUUAACAUAACAGACGACGUACGAUUAGAAGACAUAAUAAAAAUGCACAACGAAAAACAAAAUUCCAAUUUUAAAUCAUCAUCGUCAAAACUACAAACGGAAAAACCGGAAGAAAAUAAUUAUAAAAAUUAUAAAAAUUUUUUUUCGUAUUCGUCGAAUCAACCAAUCAAAAUCGCAGAAUUUAAAUCGAAUCGGAAAAAUUAUCGUUCGACGACCGUUAAAAAUCGUUCGACCGUUAUUUUUCAAAAGGAAAACGCGAUAAGAAAAACGAUAGAAAAUGUCAUGAGAAUCGAACAACGUAAUUUAACAAAUGUCGACGACGAGGAUUUUUCACUUAGAAAAAAAAACGAAACUUCUUUGAUUUUCCGUCCGAAAUCUAAAGCGGAAGCUGGUAAAAAUGGCGUCGCUAUAAGCGUACCAUCUUCUCACGCAUACGUAUUUCCCGGACAAAAAACAAAUAUUUUUUUCCAACCGGAAUCCGUUGCGAGCGCUGGUCCUAACGGUUUCGCACACGCUCUCAGCGAUUUACACGUCAGUUAUUUGUCUAACGACACGACGACGAUAUCCUCCCUGGUGACCGGUGGCCUUUCGUAUUUAAAUUACGAUAGAUCGAAACAACCUUUUAAUCCUGUUGUAUUGAGUGCACAUUCAUUAGGUACCGUUAUAAGAGAUAACGAAAAUGAAAGUGUCGCCAUUUCUCCACCACCAGAUGGUUCAAGCGUAGCAGAAGCAAAACCAUUCGGUUUGGCCAUUGCAGGACCGGGAGGAAUCGCUGCAUCAAAACCACAGGGAACUGCUGUCGUAGGUCCCGGAGGAUUAGCCAUAGCAAGACCCGUCGGAACAGCAAUUGCUGGCGUUCAAGUCGAAGGUUCUCUACCGAUCGGAGCUCCACCUAGUAAAAAUAAUAAAAAACCAAAACAAGAACCCGACCAACCGGAUGGCGAACUUCAUUACGUCGGUGGUUUAACCGGACCAAUAGGAAACCCGCAACCGAAUAAAUUUGCUGACACGACAUCGAGAUCCGUUCGUCAGGAAAACGAUAAUGAAAAAUUGGAAAAUUUAUAUUUUCGUAAAAGCGGAAACGUUCAAGGUUUUCAAUUGACUUUGGGUCAAUAUGGCGACAAAUAUGGUUUCUUACCCUCUUCCGAUUAUCCUUCGUCGAGACAAGAAAGAUUACAAAAAAGAAAUUCCGAUUUUCCAAAUUAUUAUCGCCAUGGUACUCGAGUUUAUUAUCCUUAUCAGGAUAACGUUCAGUACUUGAAGUACCAGUAA
Messenger RNA from Pediculus humanus corporis (human body louse), 1590 nucleotides. RefSeq lists its product as uncharacterized. The transcript is spliced from 6 exons. The record is from RefSeq and is a predicted model, not a curated record. Lineage: Eukaryota; Metazoa; Arthropoda; Insecta; Psocodea; Pediculidae. Bases 1 to 1590 code for a protein of 529 amino acids.